AUGCUCUCAGAAAGCUUUGUCGCGUCGACCUUGGCGUCCGCGAAAACGCCUGUCUCCGCGUCCCUGAGGGAUGUCGGAAUUUGUCUUCAUGAGUUUCAGCCGUCAUCUACCCUACGGUCCACCUUCAAGAAGAGCUCGACUGCGCCAAAUUGUUUGGCUGUGAGUGUGUCGCACGUAUUUGCUGCGCAAUCAGAAAAGGCAAUUGUGCAUGUAUAUAGCAGGGAAAAGGGUAAUCAAGAAGCUACUGUUCCAUUUCCAGAGCGCAUCCGCAGCAUUGCCGUUGCAGGAUCCAAGAAUGGCGAUAUCGUGGUUUUGGGCACAGAGGGUGGCCGCCUGAUUUUGUGGGAGGUUUGCACCGGGCGUCAAGUUGCUACCACGGCGUCGCAUUUACGCCCCGUUACCACCGUGGUGGUCGAUUCCAGCUCGAACUUCAUCCUCUCCGGUUCGUCGGAUGCCAGCAUCCAUGUUUGGUCAUUAGUAGACCUCCUGUCUUUCACAAAACCUCCAUUAGGCCGCGACCGACAACCCCCGAACUCGCCUAUCCGCACGUUCUCGAAUCACCGCGCAGGCGUUAGUGCAAUUGUGGUGGGCCACAGCACUAGCAAAUACAAUAUCGCUGUUUCUGCUGCCCAAGAUAAUACUGCUAUCGCCUGGGACUAUAAAACCGGUCAUGUUCUCCGGAACUUCCUUUUACCGUCUAGUGCGGCUUCCCUUGCCCUCGACCCUGUUGAUAGAGCACUCUAUGUGGGUUAUGAGGAUGGAAGCGUCCAGUCGGUAGACUUUUAUAAGGACCAGCCUACCCAACAUGCUCUUUAUAAUCCCUCACUGCAGGCAACCCCGGCGCAGGUAUCUUCAGAGGAACGCUGGCUGCCACCUUCCGCUGAUAGCGGCGCAGCACAUGCCCUGACUCUUUCUUAUGAUGGCAUGACCCUGUUAUCGAGUCACGAAAAUGGCAAGGUUUACUCCUGGAAUGUUGGAAGACGGAAAUACGCCUCAAUAAUAGCAGACUUGACACAUCCGGCCACGAACAUUGUUAUGCUGCCUCUCGAUGGUUUGUACCAGCAGGCUACCAAUCUAAAGCGAGUAGCACAUACUAUAGUCAAGCCAAGAUACGAUCAUGCCCUUUCAGAAAACGCCCAAGCCGCAGGCACUGUCCCCGCGGACUACGAGUUCAGCACACAUUUGCUACAUUCAUUAGAAACACCUGCAGGGUCAGACUGGUUUAUGGACGCCUUUUCUCACUCUUCAUUCCCCACAUCUAUGCUCGAACGAGGCCUAGCUGAGCUCGCUGCUAUGGGUCAACCAGAAUCGAAUGCAGUAUCAGCCCCCUACGCCGCAAUGGAUGUUGAUAACCCUGCGAAAGAUUCCCAAAUCGCCUCUCUAGGAAGCGAGAUCGCUACUUUGAAGCAAAAAGCUUCUGCCAGCGAUACAGCCCGACAAUCCACUACUGAUGAAAUUACACAACUCCGCUCAGAAAUUGUUAAUCUUCACGACUAUAUCAGCGAGCUCAAUGGGAAACAGGAGCAUUCACAUCGGGAGAAGGUCCGGCGGCAGGCACGAAAGGAGGAAAAGGCAACUCGACGUCGGGAAUCCUGGUUUGCGGCGGAGAAAAAGGGGAAGAACGGUGAUUCUGUACUUCGCCGAAUGGAAGUCGAGGACUCUGAAACGAGUGGCACCGAUGAUCAAAGCAGUGACGAACAAUGA
Messenger RNA from Aspergillus puulaauensis, 1704 nucleotides. It is a transcript of the gene IPI3, whose product is annotated as putative ribosomal assembly complex component Ipi3. Bases 1 to 1704 code for a protein of 567 amino acids. The record is from RefSeq and is a predicted model, not a curated record. Gene Ontology annotation, molecular function: protein binding. Gene Ontology annotation, biological process: DNA-templated DNA replication; rRNA processing. Lineage: Eukaryota; Fungi; Ascomycota; Eurotiomycetes; Eurotiales; Aspergillaceae. Gene Ontology annotation, cellular component: nuclear pre-replicative complex. The transcript is spliced from 2 exons.